AUGGAGAAUGCAAGAUAUACAGAUGAAUCUAAAUUGUCGGAUGCAAGAAUUGACCGAUUGAAAAGAAUGGUUGAGUUAUUGACAGAAUCCUUGAGACAACAACAAAGACAACCAUUUCUAUCUCCUCCUCAGCUACCAUUCCUAAUUGAGCCACACAACAAUGAUGAUAUCAUUGCCCUGACACCAAAAUUUAUUGAAAUGAAGCCACCAACCUUUCAGGGAGGUCUCGACCCUUUGAAAGUCGAAGCUUGGAUUUUGGAAAUAGAAAAGUUGUUCGAAGUGUUUCCAUGUUCAAAGGUACAAAAGGUGUUAUUAGCCACCUUUACUUUACAAGAAGAGGCAAGACGAUGGUGGGUGCUUGUCCGAAAGAGCAAUGGUUCUAUGACAUGGGCUCAAUUUAAGGAGGAUGUUCUUGAUCGCGCUCUCAUGUCCAAGGCUAACAUUGCAGCACUUAAGCAAGCCAAGAUGCUGGUGAAUGAAUGGAAGGAAAAAAGACAAGCGUUCAAUUUUAAGAAGGGUAGGAACAAUUCACAGAAUAAGAAACAAAAUACGGCGUCUUCGACUAGCUCCAGCCAAGAGACUGAUUCUCUACCACCAUGGAAAGCUAAUACUGUUACCGAUGCCCUCAGUCGGAAAUCAAUUGGAAAUUUGGCUUGUUUACUCACCAGACAGAAAGAACUGCUAUGUGAUCUUGAGAAAUUUGAAGUUGAGAUUGUUUUACAAGAACAAGGUGGGACAUUGGCUACUAUUUCUGCUCAAUCGGCACUUAUUGAGGAGAUUAAAGAGAAACAACACCAAGAUGACUUUUUGAAGAAGAAUGGAAAAGUGGUUGUUUAUGCAUCUCGUCAGUUAAAGCCUCAUAAAAAGAAUCAUCCGACUCAUGAUUUGGAGUUAGCCGCCGUUGUCUUUGCAUUGAAAAUAUGGCAUCAGUAUCUUUAUGGAGCAACUUGUGAAGUCUACACUGAUCACAAUAGAUUGAAAUAUUUCUUUACUCAAAAGGAGUUGAAUAUGCGUCAAAGAAGAUGGUUAAAGUCGAUCAAGAAAUAUUAUUUGCAAAUUCAGUAUCAUCCGGGCAAAGCCACUAUUGUAGUUGAUGCUCUUAGUAGGAAAUCAAUGGAUUGCAUUCUUCAUCCCAAAAGAACUUAG
Messenger RNA from Camellia sinensis, 1146 nucleotides. The record is from RefSeq and is a predicted model, not a curated record. Lineage: Eukaryota; Viridiplantae; Streptophyta; Magnoliopsida; Ericales; Theaceae.